Molecule: messenger RNA, 1170 nt
Organism: Leguminivora glycinivorella
Lineage: Eukaryota; Metazoa; Arthropoda; Insecta; Lepidoptera; Tortricidae
Product: tetranectin-like
Exons: 7
Coding region: 84-1088 (334 amino acids)
Molecular function (GO): signaling receptor activity
Source: RefSeq, a predicted model, not a curated record
CUAGAAUUCUGUUCUACUCGAUUCACCGUGCAACGUGUUUUAAUACUUUUAAUAUUCGCGAAACGAGUGUUUUUUUUAUCAAAAUGAAAGUGUUUGUGUGUUUUGUGCUAAUUUUGUUUGUGACAUGUGUUUAUAGCAUACACGAAGACCGGAUACCCCGUAAAAAACCCGACGGUAAACCUGAGGCACUGAAGACAGUUAUGAAAAAUUUGGAGAGAGUCCUGGAACCUCAACCACAGAACCUGACUCCAGCUCAAGAGUACAUCUCUUACGAGUACGUGGCGGCAAAUGGGUCUAUGAAGCUACAUCGCACUCCCGCCACCUGGAAUGACGCUCGACUGAAGUGCUACGAUGAAGGAGCAGAACUGGCGUCCCCAGAGACCGAAGCCUUAGUAACGACCAUGAGUAGAAUACUCCGGACCAGCAAACCGCCGAUACUACAAGUGUUCACAGGCGUCAACGACUUGUUCAGCAAGGGAUACUUUACUUCUCUGAAAGGCAUUCCGCUGAAAAAAAUGCCGCCAAUUUGGAUACCCAGAGAUCCAAGCAAUGUCAACCAGUUCGGCAACUGUCUGGCCAUGCAGCGCAGCGGUCGUGGGCGGACGCUGCUUGACAGCAGAUGUGAGGAGAAGUUACCUUUCAUCUGCUAUAAGAGAGAUCCGCCUAGCCAGUUCAAAUUGUGUGGGACUAUGGACACAGAAUACAUCUACGACAAACUCACGAAGACCUGCCACAAGAUUCACAAACAACUCGUGUCCUGGCAUGUAGCAUACGCCACUUGUGUUGCUGAGGGAUCGUACCUGGCUAUCAUAAACAGCGGACAUGAAGCUGUGACGUUAGCUCGACGGUUCAAGAGCUUCUCCAAAACAGCCCAUGUGGGGUUCAGUUAUUGGAGGAAGGAUUUAUGGAUGACUAUCCAUGGUGAAAGUAUAGAGGAAGCUGGCUACGCUUCUUGGGCGUCUGGUGAGCCGAGCGACGAUGGCAGCGAGGAGCCUUGCGGGGACCUCGCGUCGGACGGCGAGGGGUUAGUCGGUGCCCACUGUGCACACAAGAACCCGUUUAUUUGUGAACGAGAUGGUUCUAUGUAAUAUUAAGAUAGUAAAAACUGUUUUUGUUCAUGAUUCUUUUAUUUAUGCGUCCUAAAACCCAUAGGAUCUAAGUUGUAGUAAG